This is a messenger RNA of Glycine soja, 1590 nucleotides long. Its product is annotated as L-type lectin-domain containing receptor kinase I.7-like. The record is from RefSeq and is a predicted model, not a curated record. NCBI's taxonomy places the organism in Eukaryota, Viridiplantae, Streptophyta, Magnoliopsida, Fabales, Fabaceae. The coding region runs from base 226 to 1272 and encodes 348 amino acids. The transcript has a single exon. Gene Ontology annotation, molecular function: carbohydrate binding.
CCAAGUUGCAGAAUCUAGUAAAAUAUAUUAAAUUUUCACAACCUCCAACCCAACUUCCCCAAUAUGUCUUUACUUUCUUUCUUCUUAUGCUUUCUUCCCUCAACCCUCUAAAAAUCACAGAUUCUACCUUUUGAUGCAAAUGGGAUCAACUCACCAACCCUAGGGUCACAUACCAGCAAGAUUCAUUCGUUCAUUCAUCUCAAACCAAACCACCCCACUUCAAUUAUGGCACCAUUUCCCACUUCCCAUUAUUACUUCAGGGCCUUCACUUUCUCCAUUUUGUUCCUCAAAACCCUAGCUUUUGACCCAAUUCCUCUGUUUUAUUAUGCUGGCUUUGGAAAAGAUCUGAAAUUUACGCCCAACGUGGCCCUUUUUGGUAAUGCAAAGGUUCUCAACGAAGGGUCUGGGAUUCAUUUCUCUGGCUCUGGGAGUUCAGGAGACACUGGGAGAGUCAUGUACAAGAAACCCAUCAAGCUUUUUCAAGGUAAACCAAGGCAAUUAGUGUCUUUUUCUACUUACUUUGCAUUUUCAGUCUCAUUGGAAGAUGGGGGUGGCUUGGCUUUUGUUAUGGCUCCAAAGGGUUCUGAAGGUGAUAUGUUUUAUCAAAGUUCUUAUGGGUUGAAUAGUAGAAAAUUUGAAGUUGUUGGUGUUGAGUUUAGUGCCUCAAAGGGUGGUAGAAAAGGGGUUUCUUCUAGUUGUCAUGUCAACAUGAAUAUUGGUGGUUUUGUUGCUAAAAAAAGUAACACCUCUAUUGGAGAAAAGUUGCAUGUUUGGAUUGACUAUGAAGCUAGUUCAAGGCGCUUAGAAGUGAGACUGAGUCAGCAUGGUAAAUCGAGGCCAUCUUAUCCAUUGCUGUGGCAAUCAAUUGACUUGUCAAAUGUGUUGAAGGAGAAAGAAAUGUUGGUGGGUUUUAGUUCUGUGAAGGGGAAUGACUCUCAAGCAUGCUUUCUCUAUUCAUGGAGCUUUGUUCUGAGGAAUUUCCCACAUUCGAUGCAUUCAGAGCCCUUGGAUCCAAAGGUCUUUGUCAAAAACACUGAAAGUCCAGUGGUUAAACAAAGGAGUGAUUGCUUUUUGAGAGUUCUUGCUGCAAUGAUAUUUGGUACUGGAUGUGGAGCUUUGACAGCAUUUAUUGUGCUUUACUUGUGGACCAUCUUUGGCAACAAUAAACGUGCUGUGGUGCCAGAGGAAUCUGUUGUGCAACCUGUAGAUGUUGAAUAUAGGAAAAAUGUCAGAAUUGUUGUAGAUAAAACCAUCGAAGAUGGUAAGAAGUAGAAGAACCUCAUGAAGGAAGAGAUUGGAGGAAGCUUGUGUUUGUAAAUUUAGCUUGUCUUGUAUUUAGGUUUUGCUCUAUUGUAGUAGUAGUCUUGGUAAAGGGCCAUGUACUUGGUUCUCUUUCCUGACGUUGUCCAUUGUUUAUCAAAUUGAGAUUGAGAUCCAACUGUGUUAAAGAUUGCUUACUUUUUUGAAACAUGCCCAAAUUGAGGUUAUUAAUGUACUAUAUGAUGUUGUUGACAUAGAUAUCAUUGUAUGAGUAUAACCACUAUCAACCUAUAUCAAUGAAUUGGUUACUUGGACUUUGUUUGGUAAUAA